AUGGGUGUAGUCCCCAAAGACACACCAUUCCUGUCUAAGCAGAGCUGCAAAUCAGUGUGCCCUUUAGCUAUUGCUAAUUGUAAGGAAGACAGGUAUGUUGUAUUUAAAUUUGAUUCAUUAGUCAAAUAGUUAUUUGCUUCCAAAAUAACUAGUUUUGUUAGUGAAAAUUUUUAUUGUACCUUUUUGACUGUGUAAUUUUUGGUUGUCGACCAGUUAUAAGUGCAAGCUGAAAUAAUUUGUAGAUUUACAACAAAUUUAUUAUAUGAGGCCUUUAGAAAGGCCCCAGUAAACGAUCAUUUUUGAAAAUUUUACCGCAAAGGUUUUAAUUUAUUAGUGGGCCACUCAAACCCGACCUUAUGUUUUCAAGUCUUAAGAACUAUCUGCUGCAGACUAGACUAGCAGUAUGCGUAUUUCAUUUUCCUUCUUUUUUUUCAUUUUAGUAAUAACUUCAGUUUACUGGUAACUUUACUUUUUAUUAUUAUUAGGGAAAAAACCUAAAAAAGCUGAUUGUUAAUGUCAACAAACAAAAGGAUGCACUAAAGAAGAAUGGAAUCACAGUGGAUGGAGUGCAUUAUGCUGUGAGAUUUAAAGGUAAGUUUCACAUAAUAAUUAAUAACGUAUUUUUUAGUACCAUAAUUUUCAAUCCAAAUGCCUGCAUGUACAUUGAUGUCUUUUUAAAAAUAUAUAUCUACAGCUGUACAGUUGUACUUGACCUGAAGGCCCUCUAUCUUUUGCUGGAACAAACAGGGAAAGCGAUCUUUCAGCUUGGGAAACGAGGAACUGAAGUAGAGUGUUGCUUUAUCUGCAAAGCAUUGAGGGUAUGUGGAUAUAUUCAAAAUCUCUGAGUCAAAAAAUUCUACUAUGCAGGUUUUGACCUUACCAAUGACCAACUUACCAAUAUAGUACUAUUAGAUUUUCAGUUUCGCUGGGUAAAAUUUCUUAGUAAAAACUAGCGAUGAAUAGUGGCUAUUUUUAUUGUUGCUUUAUUAGGAAUGUAAAAUGUUUUGCGAUCUUGGUCCGCAUACAGUUUGUUUGGAACACUUUCGCAUGUCCAAGGCCAAUAUUGGAGGGUAAUUUAGUUAUAGUUUUGGUUUACUAAGAAUUCUCUGAUGAUACUUGUUGAGGCAUGCAGCCCUUGAUUAUUCAUGAAUUUCAGCAUUUGUAGUUGUCGUUUUGAAGUCAUAGUAACUUCUAAUUAUAAAAGGCAUUCAAAACAAGGUUAUCUCAAUACGGUUAACCUCUAUUCAAAAAAUUAAAUUCCCUGGUAUAGUGAGUGAAUCUCUUCAUCCCAGCGUUUAUAGCUUAAUUUAUAAAGUAUGUUUUCUACAAAAGACUAACUUUUUAUAUAGACCUCAUUUUAGCAAUAAUAUUUUGUAAAUUAAGCCUAGGCUUGCCUUUUGUAAAAGGGGAAGUUCCACUGCAUGGAAAAGAAAACAAAAAGCUUUUUGUGGACAAACAUGGUGUUUAAUUCCCAUGUCUAUAAAAUGUUGGCAAUUAUCCGUGUCUUGUUUUCCUAGAGAACACAUAUUAUUUUCCCAUAAUAAUAUAUCACAGUCUUCCUUUACUGUAGGUGUGUCAAUGUUGUAGGGGCACUGUCAUAAAAGACUGAAAACCUGUCGAGUAAAAUACUUGAGUUCGAAAUAUAUAAAUCUGUUAAGAGCCACUUCAGGGGAGAUAUCCCCCACAACUAACAGAAUAAUGAAUCUUCUUUUUUCUAGUUUCAAAGGCAUCCGUGAUGACUUAGAGUUCCUUCUUGAAGAGGAUUUAUUGUCUAUUAAUCUCUGCGCCCUUCAGUGCGAACUUAGAAAUACUGAACAGCUGUUGUCAUCAUUGGGUUUGUUUUCGUACGAAGUGGGUUCACGUGAUGAAUGUAAUGCCUAA
Molecule: messenger RNA, 1881 nt
Organism: Porites lobata
Lineage: Eukaryota; Metazoa; Cnidaria; Anthozoa; Scleractinia; Poritidae
Source: the annotation of a GenBank genome assembly